CUGUGUCAUCCUCCACAUUGUGUUGAGCUUCACACAGCUGUCACAGCCUCCAACCCGGCUCGGCGAGGGAGAAACCACAUCUUCUAGGAAACAUGGACUUCAACGGCACAUGGCAGGUCUACGCUCAGGAGAACUAUGAGGAGUUCCUCAAGGCAAUGGAACUUCCUCCUGAGGUCAUCAAGAUGGCCAAAGACAUCAAGCCAAUCACUGAGAUCAAGCAGAGCGGCAGUGACUUUGUUGUCACCUCAAAGACCCCAGGAAAGACUGUGACCAACUCCUUUACUAUCGGCAAGGAGGCUGAAAUCACCACCAUGGACGGCAAGAAGAUCAAGUGUGUUGUCAAUUUGGAGGGUGGAAAGCUGGUCUGCAACACCGGCAAGACCAGCCACAUCCAGGAGAUCAAGGGAGGAGAGAUGAUUGAGACUCUAACCAUGGGCUCAACAACUAUGAUCAGGAAGAGCAAGAAGAUGUAACCUUGGCAGUGAAGAAACCAAUGUCUAUUUAAUAAAAGUGUUGCUAAAAAAACUGUUUUUUUGUCAUAA
Cheilinus undulatus (humphead wrasse) is the source of this 542-nucleotide messenger RNA. RefSeq names its product fatty acid binding protein 10a, liver basic (gene fabp10a). Gene Ontology annotation, molecular function: fatty acid binding. NCBI's taxonomy places the organism in Eukaryota, Metazoa, Chordata, Actinopteri, Labriformes, Labridae. Gene Ontology annotation, cellular component: cytosol; nucleus. The transcript is spliced from 4 exons. Gene Ontology annotation, biological process: fatty acid transport. The record is from RefSeq and is a predicted model, not a curated record. Bases 93 to 473 code for a protein of 126 amino acids.